This is a messenger RNA of Andrographis paniculata, 1546 nucleotides long. RefSeq names its product protein EMSY-LIKE 3-like. The record is from RefSeq and is a predicted model, not a curated record. Lineage: Eukaryota; Viridiplantae; Streptophyta; Magnoliopsida; Lamiales; Acanthaceae. Gene Ontology annotation, biological process: defense response to fungus. The transcript is spliced from 10 exons. Bases 363 to 1358 code for a protein of 331 amino acids.
UCCCCGAUCCGUCCGACGCUAUAGGAGAAGAGCUUUUAGUCGCACCGUGAGUCGCCGCCGGAGAUCAAGAUUGAAGUUCGCCACUGCCAGCUGCUCCGUCGCUGUUCGCCGGAGGAAACCGGUCUCUGAGCUGCCGGAAAAAUCCGGCGCAGAAAUUUCAGCCACAGUUCAGCGGCGUCGAUACCGGAGUAGAAUGGACUGCUGUCGUUCGCGAUUAAACGUCGAAUUCACCGGUUGAAUAUUGCUGCGCAAUUGGAAGACUUCAGAAUCGAAAUCGAACUACUUCAAUCUCCAGGGUUCAUUGGAAAUUUCUGAUUCAGGAUCAAAGUAAAUUUUGAAUAUUCUGAUUGCGAAAGCUAACAAUGGAUUACAACUCCUACGAAAGCAGUGAAGGAACUGAUGACGAUUUUCUUCCUCGAAUUCAAAAUCGAAUGUCGAGAGGAGGCACAGUUUCUGGCAACAAAAGGAUUGCUACAGCUGCGGCUUCAAUGUCUUAUCCCAUGGUAUGCGAAGAUGCUAAAAUUGAAGCUAAAAUUCGUCAGCUUGAAAGGGAUGGAUAUUAUUCAGCUCUACGAGCAUUUAGAGCUCAAGCUGAUUCUAUAACUUGGGAGAAGUCAAGUUUUAUUACUCAGCUGAGGAAAGAGUUGAGAAUAUCGAAUGAAGAUCACAUAGAGCUUUGCAAAAAGGUUAAUGAAGAUGAAACAAUCCAAAAAAUAAGGGAGUGGCGACAAUCAACGGGGAGUGGAUUUCGUGCUUCUAAACCUGUUGCUGAUAGUUCUUUUUCAACUUCGCAAAAAAGGCAAAAGACUGAAAGGCCAUCUCCAUCUCCAAAAGCACGGCGUGGAAGACGUCGAUUGGAAAAUAAAACGACUAGGAUAGAAGAUAUUGAAAUUGAUCCAUUGGUUGGAAAGAAAAUUAGAACUAGGUGGCCUGUAGAUGGUAAUUUUUACGAAGGAAUAAUAUCGGAUUAUGAUGCUGCCAAGGAUCUUCACGCCGUACUCUAUAAUAUGGAUGCUCCUAAUGAAUCAUGGGAAUGGGUGAAUAUUUCCGAGAUUUCUCCUAAAGAUAUCCAAUGGGUAGGCACAUAUCCAUUUCAUCAGGUUAAUCCUCGAGGAGGCCUAAAAGGUAGGGGUGCAAUAAGUAGUCGAUCCCAGAAGGAUCUCAAGAACAACGAUGAAAUACGGUUGCUUGACACAGAUGUCCUAAUCGAAGAGGUCGAAAGGGUCUUCGGCGCCCAACAUCCCGACCCUGUGGAAAUCGAGAAGGCGCAAAAAGUGCUAAAGGACCAAGAACAAGCUCUUGUCGAUGCUAUUGCAAAGCUCGGGGCACUAUGCGAUGAUGAAGAUGGUUCGGAAUAGGUGAUUCAACGGUUGCAAGUGUAAAUUAAUAUUUCUGGCACGUGGGCUGAAACAAAUUUAUUUAUUUUUACAUUAGGACAAAUGUAUUGACUAGACUAGAUUAUAUUCUCGUUAGCAAAAUUGAAAUCUUACUGAAGUUUCAUACUAUUUAUUUUAUUAAAUUUUUUUGAGUCAAACUCUUAAAUUAA